GAUAUCCGGCUUAGGUGUUCAACCCAUGGAUAAAUGGUUGUCCAUACCUGAUAUGGGUUACGUGAUAGCGACAGCAUAUAAUAUUAUUCUUGUCACGUUCGGUCUGACAUUUUCAAUGACUUUCUUUCCUAUGAGGGGUUCACAUUCCGGAUCGACAAAAAAUGAUCGCAUUUGUUGUAUUGGUUUUGUUAAUGGAAAUCACUGGGUUCCGUUAAAGAUGAAAGAUGGAUUUCCAAUGCCAGACAUUGCACCAGGUUGGAAGCAAUAUCGUACCAAUGAAGCAACUUCUUGGGCAAUAGCAUACACAGGCCGUCUACAACACUGGGGGUAUUUAUUAGGCCGGUUGUCACGUGUUACCCAAAAUCCACCUACGGAACCCGUAGAUGCAAUGUCUUUAGAUGAACCUUAAUAUUUUAAAAUUGAUACAAAA
Messenger RNA from Cicer arietinum (chickpea), 430 nucleotides. NCBI's taxonomy places the organism in Eukaryota, Viridiplantae, Streptophyta, Magnoliopsida, Fabales, Fabaceae. The record is from RefSeq and is a predicted model, not a curated record.